AUGUGGUUUGUCACAAAAGCUACAGUGUCUCCAUCAGCCGGACAGCCCACGGCUCAAAUACGACGUCCAACUACGGUAGUCGUGACCACUACGAUAAGACCGACGACGUUAUCUUAUGCUACAAGCCAGAGGAAUGCAUUACCAGUUACGGUGAAGCUACCGUCGCAGUAAGUUUGAGAUUAUUUGGAGUUUUAUGUGGUUUAGGGAUAUAUUGUAGUAGGUGAUAGGAAUUAAUUUGCUGUUAUGGAUGUGAGUUUGUUAUAAGGCUGAAAUUUUUGUUGAAUUUUUAUUAGGGUUUACUUCUACUUCCAGUGGAAUUUUACGGGUUUUUGAUUGUUAAAAAAGAAGUUAUGGGCAUUUGUCUAAUUGGUAUAGAUGGGUGAGAUCAAAGACCAAACUUAAAAAAACGUUUUUUUAUUAUUUUUAGUUUUUAUAAGUGUUUUAGGUAAAAUACGGUAUCUUAAGUUUUUCGUAUUAAAAUAAACUACUAAUUGGAGUCUUUACGAAGGUGUAGAGCUAUUUAUCUUGAAGUAGGCAAAUGUGGUUGAGAAUAAAAAGUCAGAAUCUUGAUAAAAUAAAAUAUUUAAAAUACACACCUUAACACUUUUGUUUCCAGAAACAACCUCAGAGUGCCCCGCCUCACCGCCACAGUCCGUGAUGAUCGUCGUAUUGCGGUGGAACGGCCGAUGAGUGCCGUUCUUCAAUCUUCAAGUGCUCGUGUCAGACCAAUCGACCCAAAAUACAAAGACAAAAGCAACAGAGCUUUUGUUGCCUUCCGAAAAGAACAACAACAAAAGUUUGCAGCUGUUGUGGACAAACGAAAACGUGAAUUUAGUCAUCCACCACAUCAUCUACAACAACGUCAGCCUUCAGGGUCGGUCUCAAGUUGUACUGAAAGUAAAAUGUCAGUUUCACCAAAGAGUGAGCACGAAUCUGCAGCUUCAAACUCUUCAAUACCACCCGAGUAUCAGUACGAACAGAAUGGGAUUAAGGAGGACGACGAGAACUCUCAAGAAGACCUAAAGAUCACGGUGAAUGGCGACGUGGAGAUGAAGGAUCAGACACGGAUACACAUCCAACCUUACGAAUAUCACAACGAUCAUAUGAAUAUACAGCCGCCAGUCCAGCAAUAUCAACGGAAUAGUCAGCCACCAACUAUUGCUGGCUAUGAUCUGACAAGAUACGAAAUGACCGGUCAAUUUGUCGAUGGACAGCCGGUGGUUAAGCCGAGACGGCCAGGCAGGCCUAGAAAGACGGAUCCACCAAUCAUUAGGACUCCAAAAGAUACCAAGAGAAGGAAGCUGGAUGAGGAAAGUGCUAGCGAGAAGAGGAGGAAACAGAAGCCACCGAGAAGGAGCUUGGAACAGGAGAUAUCAGUAGCUGAUUCUUAUAUGUUGGUAAGUAAUAUUUGUUUGUUUUCUUGAAUUUUAGGUUGACGAAUUGAAGAGUUUUAUGCUCAAAAAUUGAUGUUUUAGUCAAUUUUUUGGUUUUAAAUUUUAAAUCUUUUUGGUUUUUAUUAAUUAAAUUAUGAUUUUAGACGAUUUAUAACUAAAACGAUUUAGAAUAUCUUAAUUUUUUAUACUUAAAAACAUGUCUUUCAGACUAUUUUGGACCAAAACAUGAUGUUUUAGGUUAAAAUUUGUCAUUUUUUCGAUUUUUAGGUAAUAAAAAUGAAAUUUUGAGACAUUUUGAUACCUAAAACAAUAAUUUUAGACAGGCUUCGACGAGGAGGAUAUUCAGUUCAUUAGAAAACAGUUCGAAGCACAGCAAAUGUCUUCGGAAAUCCCAUGGAAACAACAAAUCCCCUGGAGGGAUCACAGUGUUCCACCCAGGAUGAAAAUGAUUGUAAGUUGGGAUGUUGACCAUGAUGUAGGAUGAGGCUUGAUAUAGAGGUUUUGAUUAAUUUUUGAGGCUUGAUAUUAAGGCUUAGAGUUAGUUUUUAAGGAUUUAGGUUAAAAAGUAGAUAGAAAAGACUAAGUUUUAGGCUAAAAAAGCUAAGUAAGACUUGUUAUAUGUUAAAAUUAGGAAAAACGCGGAUUCUAGGGACUUUUAGACCAAAAAAAUAUUAAUUUUAUAAAAAAUUGAAAGUUAUAUCUAUGGAUAAUAUAUUGAAAAAUGUUUUUACCUUUAACAACAGCCUUUUUACAUUGAAAAAACGCUUUUUUAUCUUUUUAACUAGCUGUUUCACCUUUAAUAUCAACAUUUUCAGCCCCAACCAGCUCGCUUCGACUACAAGCUGGGCCGCCCAGAACCCUAUUUUGAAGACCCCGAACUAUGGGAUGUGGUUCCGGUUUCGUCGGGCUGCGCCCGCGCCGAACCUUACCGCAAACUGGAGGAUUCGGACAAAAUCAAAGCCAAACGAUCUCAGAAAAUGAUUGAAGAAAUCUUGGUAAAUAGUUGAUUUUUAGUGGUUAGAUUGGAGCUUUUGAUAUAUUUUUUAAAUUUUUGUUUGGUUUUUAGUUUGUUUUGCACUUUUAUUUAGGUAAAGAAGGUAAAGAGCACAUUUUUUUGACUUUGCACGGUGCACAGCUUUAGCUUUGUUAAUUUUUAUAAGUUGAGUAUUUAUUUAUUGCUUGUGAGCUGCUUGUUUUGUGUGUGUUUAUGUUGUUAAUAAGUUGUUAUGGAGAUAAAUUUCUUGUUUUUUAUUUAAGGUUUGAUGUGGUUUUUAUGUUUUUAACAAUUUUAUGGCGGUUUUUAGAGAAAAAUUAGGUAACUCUAACGUUUUCUUUCAAAAUCUGGGGAAUUUUAAGUUUUUUUUGGAUUUAUCACUAUUAAAAAAUAAUAUUUUUUACCUAAAAAGGCUUUUUUGGUGUUUCAAGGCCAGUUGUAAAGCUCGUCAAUAAGAAUUGGACAGCUUUAUUAACAAAAACAAUAGAAAAUGGUCAAUUCUUUUUGACAUGGGUAUAAAAAGUUUUUUUUGGUUUAAAACGUCGAAAAAAUAAAAAUUUUAACGAUUUUGUGUAUUUUUUACCUAAAAAAUUUUUAAAACGAAAUAUUUUUUUUUAAUUUUUAGACGUUUGGGUAAGGGACAAGGGUGGUCUACACCUUCUUUUUUCUUUUAAAAAAUUAGUAAUAACGUCUUUGUAUUUAGUCUUUUUUUCGUUUUUUAAAACUUUAAAUUUUUUAAAACUUUUUUAAAUUUCUGACUAAUUUUCCCUCUAUUUUCAGAAAGACCGUGCCCUAGUCCACGAAUCCACGGAAUCCCGUGGCUUUUCGAAGCGACGCGAAGCCGCAAGAAACGAUUCCCAAUCCAGCGACUCCACCGAUCCCUACUCACAUCAGGCCAAUAUAACGAAAAAACUGAGGCAAAAGAUCACCAAAGUGUCAUUGUCAGCGAUUCAUGGCUGGGGUCUGUUCGUAAUGGAAGCCUGCGCCCCAGGCGAACUUAUCAUCGAGUAUAUUGGGGAAGAGAUUCGAAUGGAAGUGGCAGAAACAAGGGAGAGGAAGUAUAAUGAACAGGGGAAAUUGGUCUACAUGUUCAGUUAUGACAGAGAUUGGGUAGAUUUUUUGAUAACAUUUUUUAAUUUUUUGAGCGGAACAGGGAGGGGUAGGGUGGCGUGGAUUUUUUAGUUUUUAGAGAAGGGAGGGGUAGUUAGAUCGGAGAUGGAUUUUUCUGAGACGGGAGUGGUGGUUCUGCCGGAUUAUUAUUUUUUGAAGAGGGAGGGGUUGAGGGUGGAUUUUUUUACUUUUUAGAGGAGGGGGGGGGGAGGGGGUAGGGGCGGGUGUGGAUUUUUUAGUUUUUGAACAGGGCGAGUUGAAUAUUAAUUUUCAAAUCUGGCCUAAAAACCUACACCCUUUGAAGCCGAACAAUCAUAUUCACCUAUCCCUUUUUAAAAAAAAUAAAAUUUUAAACCCUUAGGGUUAAAACACAUCUUCACCCCUUUUUCUCAAAAAUUGAAAGGUUCUAAUCAUAAUAUCCGUACCAUUAAUAUGUUAUUUUCUAUCAUUUUGAAUCGUAUUUUAGGUAAUCGACGCCACAAUGAUGGGAAACGCUGCCCGCUUCAUCAAUCACUCAUGCAAACCCAACUGCACGGCCGAAACCAAAAUGGUGGAUGGAGUUAGGCGGAUCUACAUUUACUCGAAAUCGUGGAUUGACAAAGGCACUGAACUCACAUACGACUACAAGUUUCUGACCGAGGACGAGAAUGCCAUGAUGGAUUGUCUUUGUGGAGAGCACAAGUGCAGAAAAAGGUUAUAAUUUUGAAGUUUUUGACAAAAUUUGCAUACAACUUCGAAUUUCGAAUUUUUUUGAAAUUUUAAAAAAUUUUCUGAAUUUUGAAGUCAUGUUCUAAAAUUUUGUUUCGAGGUCAAUUUUGAAACAAAUUUGAAAUUUUAAAGCUGAUUCGAAUUGAAAUUCGAAUUUGUAUGCCAUUUUGAAAAUAGCCUAGUUGAAGGUCAAGUAGAAACGUACUGAAAGUUCAAAACUUGGGGAUUAAGAGUACAAAGUACUAUAUUGAGGUAUGGUAAUAUAAGGAUAAGAGUGCAAAACAUUAUACUGAGUUAUGUUAACUUGAGGUUAAGAGUGCAAAAAGUCAACUUACGGUCAAAAAAUGGUAAAAUGUUUGAUGCGAAAAGAAUGGCGCACGUUUUAUAAUGAUAAUAUGCUUUUAAAACACGAAAAAAUUGAUUGUAAAUCAACAUUUUUUGAUAUUGUGAUACGCUUACUGAAGCCUAGGAUGGAGGAAAACGUACAGUAUUUAGUGUGAUAACUUUACUGUAAUUUUACAUUAACUUAGGAUAUAUAAGGAUAUAUUAACUUAAGUAUUUGGAACUUUUUUUAGUUUUAAGGCCAUUUUUUGAGAAUUUGUAGCAAUAUUAACCUACUUUAAAUCCGUAUUUUAGAAAGUGUUUAACUUUUUUUUGUAUUUUUAACUAACUAUCAUAUGUUAUAGUAGGUAUUUUAAGUGUAACUUUGAAAUUUUAAGGAUUUUUAAUAUUUAAACACUUUAAAAAGUUAAUAAACGGUGUAUAAUGUAAAGGGUUACAUGUGACAUUUAUUACAGUAUAAUGAGUUACCGUACUCAAAGUCAAGAAAAUUGAAAACAUUACCUAUGGUUAAUAUAAUUAACUGCAGUACUAAAAUUCAAAAAACUUAACUUACAGUACCCAGGGGUUUGUUUUGGAAAAAAAAAUUAAACACAGUACUCAAACAAAAUUGAAUUACAGUACCCAUGGUUCAUAUGAUUAGCUACGGUACUCAAAAAAAAUUGACUUACAGUACUUUCUACGCAAAUUUGAUUGUUAAAACUUGUAAACCUGUAAAUUUUAACUUUUUUUAAUCGCAAUUCAGUCAAAAUCUGUAAAAUAUGUACCCUUGGUCAACCCAAAACCUGUACUUUUUUGUUCAAAGUCUAAACUUCUAACGAUUUUAAACCUCGAAAUAGCUGUAGAUCAGUCUUUUCGCACAAAUACCAAACCAAACUUGGUAAACGUACCAAAUUCAGGUACCAUAUACAUACUAAAACAUUGUGUCUAAUCAUAGAAUAACCGUCGUAGUGGUUUUUUUCGUCUAAAUUUAACUAUUUUUUUGCUUAUAUUUUACACUUUUUUGCAAUUUUUUGUUCGUUUUUGAAACUAAAGCUUGUGACAUUUGGAAAUAAAUUUGAAAAUUAAAGACUGCGGUUGUGGCCAAGGCAUGGUCAGAGGGCAGGGCAUUGACAAUUUUUUACGAUUUGUGUCUUGCUAUGCUCUGCAUAUAUGGAGAUAUGAUCUGGCGUAUUUUUGUGUGCGUGGGAGGGGGGGGGGAGGGAGUCAAAAGAUUUUUUUGUCUACAAAUAUCAACCUACCCGGCUGGGACACCUUAUUUCUCUUGCCUCUUUCAGCGAUUUCAUGAGUGCCAAUUAUAAUAAUCAUUGUUCAUUAGGUUUAGUGUUCCUAUUGACAUAAUUUGUAUUAACAGUUUUUUUUUGUUUUACUAACAUUUUUUAAUUUUCAGUUUGUCUGAAGAAGAGUCUGAAUGA
Messenger RNA from Bursaphelenchus okinawaensis, 5960 nucleotides. The record is from the annotation of a GenBank genome assembly. Lineage: Eukaryota; Metazoa; Nematoda; Chromadorea; Rhabditida; Aphelenchoididae.